This is a messenger RNA of Trematosphaeria pertusa, 780 nucleotides long. RefSeq lists its product as uncharacterized. Gene Ontology annotation, cellular component: nucleus; cytoplasm. Bases 34 to 705 code for a protein of 223 amino acids. NCBI's taxonomy places the organism in Eukaryota, Fungi, Ascomycota, Dothideomycetes, Pleosporales, Trematosphaeriaceae. The transcript is spliced from 4 exons. The record is from RefSeq and is a predicted model, not a curated record.
AUUCGGCAGCAGCUUGAGCAAAGGGAUCUUAUCAUGCGUUUCCUAUGCUUGCACGGAAUGGGGACUAAUGGGAAGGUAUUCGAAGUGCAGACCUCACGGAUCCGGCUGAGCCUUGGAGGGGGCCACGAAUACGUGUUCGUCGAUGGCUCAGUAUCUGCUCCCGCGGCUCCAGGAGUGGACCUGAUUACUUCGUCGGGCGAAGAGUUUCUACGAUUUGCCAAAGACGAUGACGUCGACUCGGCCAUGCAAUUAUACAACGAUUUAUCGAGUUUCAUUGAGAGUGAAGGUCCAUUUGAUGGGGUUAUGGCAUUUUCCGAAGGCGCUGGAGUCGCUGCAUCACUUCUCGCGUACCAGGAACGAUUGAUGGCAGCUCAAAAGAGCAGCCCUUUUCGAUUCAAGUUUGGAAUAUUCUUCUGUGGAGCAGGUGCAUUUGAUGCUGAGUCGCUCCAGCAGGGGAUAUUGCGGGAACUGGAUCCUUCUGUCGACGGUCGGGUUAUUACUAUGCCAACAGCCCACAUCUGGACCAGGCACGACCAGGUUCAUCCUGGAUUUGGACAGAAGCUGAGGGCAUUAUGCGCGGAUGGGGUAGCGGAGGAGUACUUGCACGAUUUUGGUCAUUCUGUUCCCGGCGCUCAGGGAGAAGAAGGCGUGGUUGAAGCCACUCGGGUUAUUCGCAGGACAAUUGAACGUGCAACGAGAACGUAAUAGAGCGGGACAUUGCCCAACUUAUACCUCAAUAGAUACACGAAUCUAAGCAUGGCCUGUACUUUGAACCAAGAG